AUGUCCGAAGCAAAGCAUGACAUCGCCACUAUCAAAGCAAAUAUCCAUGAAGACGAGAAUCAGAAUAAUGCAAGGAUCAGGAUGUCCAUUGGCAGGUUUUUGGGUUCGGGAGCAUUUGGAAGCGUUUACAAAAUUAGCAAGACUACUGUCGGACAGGAGGGGCCAGAGUGUUUUCUGAAGAUACCAAAUUCGCACGGGGCGUUACCUUCGUUGAAGGAGGAGGCAAAAACCUUGCGCCGCUUGAACAAACAAAAGGAAGAAUGGCUGACAGUGCCAAACAUCCCUUUAUGCAGCGCAGGACAAGAAUUUGAUAUCGCAAUGAAUGGCUUCCAAAGCAAGACAUAUGGCCUGAUUCUCAAUGAGAUGAUUGGUAAACCUGCCAACGCUUUCAACUGGAAGUCGGAAGGGUACAAGGAGUGCCUACCAUCAGUCAUCAGGAAUGUGCAUGCUACUCUGGACGCUGCACACAAAAAUUCUGUGUAUCAUCUCGACGUUCGUCCUAGCAACAUUAUUGUGCCUACCACUGCAGACAAGAUGACAAAAGAUAUCAAGGUAUUGGUGAUUGAUUGGGGUGUUGCAAUCUACCGUGGCAUGUCUUAA
Cylindrotheca closterium is the source of this 600-nucleotide messenger RNA. Lineage: Eukaryota; Bacillariophyta; Bacillariophyceae; Bacillariales; Bacillariaceae. The record is from the annotation of a GenBank genome assembly.